Messenger RNA from Cladophialophora bantiana CBS 173.52, 1719 nucleotides. RefSeq lists its product as uncharacterized. NCBI's taxonomy places the organism in Eukaryota, Fungi, Ascomycota, Eurotiomycetes, Chaetothyriales, Herpotrichiellaceae. The transcript has 6 exons. Gene Ontology annotation, molecular function: oxidoreductase activity. The coding region runs from base 1 to 1719 and encodes 572 amino acids. The record is from RefSeq and is a predicted model, not a curated record.
AUGUUCUCGCUCUUCUUCCGGUGCAAAGAGCACUUCACGUUGCUUCCAUUCUCAGUUCUGUUAUUGAUCGACUGUUCGAUUGCUUUCCAGAUCACUGGUGCCCAGGGGGGUGUCAACUCGUCUACGGGAGUGCGGCCUCUAAGAUAUGAGAUUCAUGACUUUGCGAACUCGGGCCCUGCUUUCGACCUGUUCAUUCUGGCAUUGAUAGACCUCCAGGACGUUGACCAACCUUAUGUGGCAUUGUUUGAGCAAUUGGUCUGGCAGCAUGCCCAAGAUAUUGCCAACCUCUAUCCUGUUGAUCAACGCGAUGAAUAUCUGAACGCGGCCCUCACCUUGCGGGUCCCUUACUGGGACUGGGCUGUCUAUCCUGCAUUGCCUGACGUGGUUGCAGAGCCGCAGAUCUCUAUCAAUACUCCAAACGGACCACAAACAGUGGAAAAUCCUCUCUACGCCUAUUUCUUCCAGUUUGACGCCGCGGGCAAUGGGUUUCCUUUUUCCGACCCGAUGGCCAACUUUUCGGAAACUGUUCGCUGGUGGAGUCCAAAUACAAGAUCUAGCAAUCAAAGCGCUGCCACUGCAGCUUUGCUGGCCAACGCUCCUACAAUCCAGUCACUAACAUAUCAACUGUUCACGUCUGUGACUAAUUACACAGCAUUCUCGUGCACCUGGCCCGGGGGUCAAUGGCUUACCGCGAAUAAUAUCGAGUCCAUCCACAACAGCAUCCAUAACAGCAUUGGAGGAUACGGUCACAUGCAAUUUCCAGAAGUUGCGGGCUUUGAUCCUGUCUUUUGGUUGCAUCACGCCAACGUUGAUCGUUUGUUUGCCAUGUGGCAAGCGCUCUAUCCGGACACCUACAUCGAGCCGACCGUGAAUGCAUAUGGAUCGUACUACGAGGCUGUUGGUUUUGUUGACUCGGGAACAACCGCGUUGGCUCCCUUUCAUUCCGACAGUGGCAGCUCGUUGUUUACCUCUAAUGACGUUCGCAGUAUGAAGCGAUUUGGCUACAGCUACCCCGAACUGCCAGACUGGGAGAUGAAUCCAGGCGAGCUAGCUGCGAAUGUACGAACGGCGGUCAAUUCACUUUACAACCCUUCAUCAAACAGCACAGUCAGCAGCUCAACGAGAUGGACCAGGCGGAGAUCUUCGAGCAUAGCCGAGAAUUUCGGUCACGUUUCUCUCGAUUUGGCGAGACGCCUUCGCGUUAACAAUCUCAACAGACAAUGGUCCAUUACCGUGCUUGUUGAUCGGUUUCCACUUGAUACGAGUUUUUGCAUUGACUUUUUCAUGGGUGAUGCUCCGGAUGAGGUCUCGUCUUGGCCCACCGCGCCGAAUCUGAUAGGGACGUAUGCACAAUUCAGUCCCGCCAACGUCACGAUGCUCCAUCCGAACGGAUUCCCUCAAGGGCAAGUGCGUGGUGAGAUCUCAAUGACACACACCUUGGCAGCUGGUGUAUCGAGAGGGGCCCUUCGAGAUCUCUCGCCUCGGUCGGUUACGCCCUUGCUUCGCCAUGCUUUGAAUUGGAAGGCUCGGACGCCAGCUGGUGAGGAAGUGCCACUUAGUGCACUUUCUGGACUCUCGAUAUCGGUUUCCACGCGGCCUGUGGUUCCUCGUAACACGAAGUAUUCUUUUCCGGUGUACGGAGCAGUGCAAUGGCUCAGCUCUGUUACAGAGGGGAAACCAUGUGGUGGCCCGCAGCCGCAUGUACACGGCAUGUUCUGA